This is a messenger RNA of Brienomyrus brachyistius, 373 nucleotides long. RefSeq names its product SUN domain-containing ossification factor-like. The transcript is spliced from 3 exons. Lineage: Eukaryota; Metazoa; Chordata; Actinopteri; Osteoglossiformes; Mormyridae. The record is from RefSeq and is a predicted model, not a curated record. The annotation marks the transcript as partial.
UGAGCUACCUGAAAAGCGUUGGGACAGUCAGCAAACCCUACAGACUAGUUACGAGGCCGUCGACACUCCCAGUGGCAAGGAGGACCCAUCCAUCCCUGGCAAAGACCAUGGUGACAUCCCCACCUUUGACGAGUGGAAGAAGAAGAUGAUGGAGAAGGAGAAAAGCCAGUCUGCCCACUCAUCAUCCUCCAAUGGCAGCCCUGUCGUCAUGAAGAAGGUGCAGAACUUUAAUAACUAUGCAUCGGUGGAAUGUGGAGCCAAAGUCCUGGCAGCGAACACUGAGGCCAAGGUACCAUUGCUGACCUUCAGGAACCGUCUUAAGAUUAUAGUGCGUAUGACUAUGACUGUUUGUGUCUGCCAUGCGAUGGACUGG